GAUAUAGCAACAUACAGGACACAAUGGGUUAAGUGAGAUUUAUGCGGGAAAAAACAUAAAAUUAAUCACACUCGGAAUAAAAGCAAAGAUCAGACGCCUAUAUGCGGUUCUACGCUGGCUGGGUGACAGCACUUAUUUCCUCGAUGGUUUCCUCGUUCAGUGUGACAAACUGCACAGUUCUUGAUUAUUAUCGCAGUGGUGAAUAUGAUAUGACCGUACCGUCCAGGCAGCUUCAGGACAAGUCUGUGUUAGUUUUGGCAUGGACUAUAUACUUCCGCAAGUUUGCCCCAAACAGACGUUUCGUUGUCGACGGGUGAAACAAUAGGCCUAGCUACGACUGGGUCUGUACUGUCUGUACCACUUUAUUAAAACCAAGCACCAAUCAUGUCUGAGGGUGAUUUGAACUCGACCAUGGCUCAGAACUUUGAAGAUCAAAAUAUAACCAUGGCCUCCACCGUUGAAGCACCUCCUGAACUUCACUCGUAUGGCGUUUUGGCGUUUGUAGCUUGCGUGUGGAUCAUCGUAGCUGUGUUGGGUAUAACAGGCAACACUAUGGUUAUCAUAGCAGCGAUUCUCAGUAAGCAAGUCCGGACGACCACUAAUGUUCUGGUGGUCAAUCUGAGUGUGGCUGAUCUGUGGACUUCCUUGUCUCUGCCUUGGUCAAGCGUGGCUUUGCUGAGUAAUGGUACCUGGCCUCUAGCUACCGAGAUCCCGUGCCAAAUAGCUGCGUUCAUGUGGCACACCGGUCUAGGAGCCAGCCUGUACAACCUGGCUUUCAUUGCGUUGAAUCGUCUUGUCAAGAUAACUUGCCCACUGGCCACCUACAAUCGCAUCUUCUCACCUCGCAAGAUGGUCUUCAUUGUCACUCUUUCCUGGCUUAUCCCGAUCUUUGUUAUCACCUUUCCACUUACUAUCGGUGUAGGUGCCUUAGGUCACGAUCUCAAACACGAUACCUGCACCGAUGACGACUUGCAUCCUCGCGCUAAUGAAUACAACCUGGUCCAAACCAUCGGAUUCUACCCCAUCCCUAUGACCACCGUCAUCGUCAGCUAUGUCAUCAUCUAUGUCCAUGUCAGGCGUCACUUCAGAAAGCAACUCACCAAGACAAAGAACAAAGACAGGUCCACAGAUGCCAUAGAGCCCAGUGCAACCAGCAUGACAUCCCUGUCAACUGCCGGUACGUCAGCUGAGGUUAUCGAGGAACGCGAAGAGCAUGAAGGUGCCACAAGAAAGCGCAAAAUCAGCCGUCAGCAGCUUCAGAUUACCAAGAAUCUCUUCUGGGUCUUCUGCGCGUUCACGCUCUGCAUCUCUCCGUACUACAUCUCACUCUUCUUUGCCAACAGUGAUGUGUUCGCUCUGUACGGCGCUACCAUCUUGAUCUUCAACAGUUGUGUUAAUCCUAUCAUCUACGGAGUCAAACACCCGCAGUUUAAGAAGGUGCUCCGGCCGAUGUUGUGGUGUAAGUGGAAGAAAAUACCACAGCCGUCUAAGACACUUCAAUCGAUCCUCUCAAUGCGCCAGAGAGAGAAUAAACCUUGAGAACAAACUGCUUACUCGGUAAACACAGGCACAGUAAUUAGCUGCUGUUUAGCAAAUUUUGUUUGCGUUUUACAACCUCCGUGACUUGUCUGUUCCUUAUUAGCCUCCGUAUAAUCAAUUACCGGCAAUGAUGCCUGGUGCAGUGACAUUUAACACUUUAUCAUACCAUUAUUAUGAGGAUAUUACUGGAUUUAUUUACCGGAUUAAGUCGCUUAUAACCUUGUAUUUUGCAAUUUAGUGACCCGUUAUCUUGUAUUAUCUGUACGAUUAUUUUUUAUA
Molecule: messenger RNA, 1818 nt
Organism: Patiria miniata (bat star)
Lineage: Eukaryota; Metazoa; Echinodermata; Asteroidea; Valvatida; Asterinidae
Product: G-protein coupled receptor moody-like
Exons: 1
Coding region: 385-1539 (384 amino acids)
Biological process (GO): G protein-coupled receptor signaling pathway
Cellular component (GO): membrane
Molecular function (GO): G protein-coupled receptor activity
Source: RefSeq, a predicted model, not a curated record